AGAGAAGAAAGAAAAGCAUUUCAACUACUUUCAACUUGGACAAAUUUGUGUCGUGUAAAAGUUGACACAAAAUUGGGACAAACACCUGAAGCCCAGCCCAGAGCCCAACCCUGUGAAAACAAACGCCCAAUCACCUUGAAAAACGACACAAGGAUAAAGGGAGGGAGAACGCGAGUUCAACAAGUCGUAAAUCUUUUUGGGGCAGAGAGACCGGUUCAGGCUUUGGCAUGGCGCGUCGCAAGGAUAAGCCGCGUUUGAUACCCGAGCAGGACAAACGCAUCUGUCGCGCCAUUUGCCUCUGCCAGCUGACGAUGGUCCUGUCCUGCGUCUCCAUUGUCUACCUCAGCGUGGCCAUCUACUCGCCCUCCCUCAAAGCCUUCAAGUCGGGCUUCGAGCUGGAUCCGGUCAUGUGCCAGACCGUCGACCGUCAGAUGCCCAACAAUUGCCCCUGGGCUUCCUGUGGGGAAUGGUGUCUCACCCGCACCAGCGGCUUUUGUCCGCAAAUCCAUUCGAUUGUCCGACGCAAUGGCACCGAUAUCCAACUCAACAACUGCACCCGGGUGACCAACACAUCCUGCGCCAUGAUUGACCUGAAUCGCCUGAACAAGUUUAACUGCAACAAUGGCACCGUCUGCAACAACAUUCGCGGCGUCUUCAACUGUUCGAAUGGCCACUGCAAGAACAUGUCCGAGUUCUUUUUGUGCCACCACAAGCCGGAUGGACCCGUCAUCAAUUCGGCCAAGGACAACACGAAGCUGAACGGGUUCUUCGAGUGCCACGGCGUGCACUGCACCAAGAUCAAGCGACCCUUCAGCUGCGAUCGCUACUGUUCCCGCAUAACCACCGCCAACAUCAACACGCUCAUCAUGCACGAGGACAAUGUAAUUGCGGCCGACUGCGAGAACGCGGUGGCCUUCAACGAGGCGCGCGGCAAGGAGCACGGCGUCCGCAUCGAACCGACCGAAUUCUGGAAGGAGGACGACGGCAAUCUGUUGACCAACUGUGCGACGGUUACACGCGAAUCGGACAAUCGCAUCACCGCCACGGACUGCCUGAACGGCACUUUGCUGGAGCACGAUGCGCUGCCGGCUCCGUUUAUGAACUUCACACAGUUCUGGGCCAUCUAUGAUAACAGCACGCAUGCCAUCGAUCCGGAGCAAAAGUUUCUGCCCAAUCAGGCAAAUCUGACCAUCUACACGUGGAAGAAGUUGUUCAUCAAUUUGGAGGGCUGCGUCAACACGCUGCGCGGCGAGUGCAAGGACUUCGUGGCGCGCUAUGGCAACGAUGGCGACAACAACACAGCCCAGUCACGCUAUCAAUGCUACUACAACAAGGAUGUAAAUGUGGAAUUUGUGGUCGCACGCUACGAUCUGGAUAAGGUGUAUCGCGAGCUGGUCGUCUCGCUGAUUGUGCCCAUUGUGCUAUUUGUCAUUUCGUCCAUAUCGUUGUGCGUCAUUACCAAGUCCGUUAAGGUGGGCGACGAUGCCAAGAUGCGUUGCGUCUGCGCUGGCGACGAUUCGGAUGAUGAUGUCUUUCACAAUGCAGCUGCCAAGCAGCCGGAACAGGUCUAUGAUACGGACGACGAUGUGGUGGACCUGGAGCAUCAAGCAGCUGUCGAGCUGGAUGUUGCGGAGCCGGAGCCGGAGCCGGCACAUCCAUUCGAUACGCAGGAAAUGAUUGGCAGCACAAAGUCCCUGAUACCGCUGAGUCCCACUGACGCGUCGGGCAACGCCGAGCAGGAGUCAGCAGCAGAGGAUCAGGACGAGAAGGCCGCCAAAUGUGAUGUGCCCGAAAAGCCGCUGGUUAUACUCUAAAGAUUGCCUUAGGCUGGCCAUAAAAUUAGCUCAGGAUAUUGCUUAAAAAACUACACUUGAUAUAGAGAACUCUACCAAUCUUUAGGGACCUGUGCAGUGUACAACAAUGUAAACUGAACUUAUUUUUUAACUCAGCGCUAUUUACCUCUGCAUUUAUAGGGCAUUUUUUUACGUACCUAUAUAUAUAGUGUACAUUUACAAAGAUCAAAAUUUAUGUUAGCCUUUCGCUAGACGCACACAUCUCAGAUUUUCUAAAAAAAAAAGGCAACGAAAGUUGCUCAAUGUAACUCUCAAGAGCUUUAUAAUUAACCUCUUCAAAAAGGGUUAUACGACCAGAUAGAAAAACUUAACUAUAGACAGAACAAAAUACAUAUAUCAAGCCUCCCACCUUGUCCGCUUGGUUCAGCAGAUGCGCUGUGGAAGAGUCAGCUGCAUUUAGACAAGAAUUUAUACAUAUUCCAGGGAAUAUAGAAGGAAUAUUAACGACGAUUAACGCGCUUGUUACCCUGCUGGACCAUAGAACUAAUAGAUAAGCUCUUCGAGAUUCCUUGCAGGAGAACUAAUAGACAAGCUCUUCGAGAGUCAAAUGCAUUUAUUUAGCAAUAUGUACGAACGAAAUACGACAAAUCAAGAACCCAACACGAAUUCACUAGAUAAAUAUAUAUACUUAUAUAUAGAGGGGCAUCCGACUUUGCCUUGAUUUUCGAUUUUCGAUUUAGUAGCUAUGCCAAUAUACAAAAAAAUACUGGAGAUAUCUUAUGCUCGGACUUAGUUUAGCUGAUCUAUGCGAAAUUUAUAUCAAAGAACUUGGCUGCAAGCCUGAAAGAUAAUUGUUGCGGGUUGGAUAUUCCGGUUACAGCCGAGGUCUCGACUUCCUAGGAACCUUUGGGUCAUAUGGAGAUAUAUCAAAAAGUUCUAGGUUCGA
Messenger RNA from Drosophila montana, 2739 nucleotides. RefSeq names its product tipE homolog 4 (gene Teh4). The record is from RefSeq and is a predicted model, not a curated record. The coding region runs from base 228 to 1814 and encodes 528 amino acids. The transcript has 8 exons. Gene Ontology annotation, molecular function: sodium channel regulator activity. NCBI's taxonomy places the organism in Eukaryota, Metazoa, Arthropoda, Insecta, Diptera, Drosophilidae. Gene Ontology annotation, biological process: regulation of sodium ion transport. Gene Ontology annotation, cellular component: plasma membrane.